Molecule: messenger RNA, 1227 nt
Organism: Gastrolobium bilobum
Lineage: Eukaryota; Viridiplantae; Streptophyta; Magnoliopsida; Fabales; Fabaceae
Product: ranBP2-type zinc finger protein At1g67325-like
Exons: 7
Coding region: 169-903 (244 amino acids)
Source: RefSeq, a predicted model, not a curated record
ACUAGGAACACCGCGUUUUCUUUGGUGGCGCUCACGCUGUCCCUGUCUCUUUAUUUGUCUCUGUCUCAGAGCUACACUACUUCACUUUCCUCUCUCUCUCUCUCUCUCUCUCUCUCUCUCUCUCUCUCUCUCUCUCUCUCUCUCUCUCUCAUCUUCUGAGUCCUUCUAAUGUCUUCUACAAAGGACGAUAAUCGAUAUUCGUUUGGAUCAAAAAGGUCUCGGAACGACGCUUCACGUAAAGAUGGAGACUGGACUUGUCCUAAUUGCGGGAACUUAAACUUUUCUUUUAGAACUGUUUGCAACCAGGGGCAUUGUGGUGCUCCAAGACCAUCCCUAACUCCACAGCCUGCCCCAGUUGCAAGCCCAUAUAGAAACAGUCAUCCCUUCUACUAUGGUGGUGUUGGCACUCCUCCUCCAUCAUAUGGAAUGUCGAGUAGGUUUGGAUCCCCGGUACCACAUUCUGGUGUACAGUAUGAUUAUGGUCUGUAUGCUAGGCCUCAUGUACCAUUUAGUCUGGUACCCAUGUUCCUACCUGGAAGCUUUGGAGGUUUUGAUUAUGGUCCAAGGCCUAGAAUCAAUGGCUAUGGAUAUGGCUUUCAAAGUCCUCCAUGGGCUGAAGGAUUAGAAACUGAUAAUUUUGCAUCUCGGAAACGCAGAGGAGGGCCAGAUGGUUUAUCUGAAGGGGACUGGAUCUGUCCAAAAUGUGACAAUGUUAACUUUGCCUUUAGAACCACUUGCAACAUGAAACACUGUGGAGCUGCAAGACCUGACUCCAACCAACCAAAUAAGGGUAUUCCUGAAGGUAGUUGGACUUGUAAAAAAUGCGGUAACCUCAACUAUCCCUUUCGAAAUGUAUGCAACCGAAAAGACUGUGGAAGUGAGAAAACAGCUUCUGCCAAGUGACAUCACUGUAUUUUACAUGAGGAGGGUUUAGUCCAUCUGUCUCCUUUUGUAAAGGAAAAAUUACUCUGGAGUGGAUUAGGAACAGAGAACUAGAUAGCCUUGACUGACUUUUUGAUGGAAGAGUUUCCCUACAGAUAAUUUUGGCCUCAUUGUUGAUGACAUUUUUUUUGUUAUGGCAAUUUACAUUAAGAAGAUACUGAAAAUGGUAUCAUCUGAGAUUUGGAUUUUCUUGGCAUUCAUUGUUAGCCUUUGUUCAUAUCCUUCUUAGUCUCCAUGGUGUUAUUCUUUUGGUAAGUCAUAUCAUUGUUGAUUUCUUUAGUGCUG